AAUGUCAUUUCAUUUUUAAACGUCAAUAUAAAAAAAUUCCAAAGUAAACUGAGAUGAACCCCAUAAAGUGCUGACAAGUGGAAAUCAGUGAAGUAUGUUUGGAAACAUUCGGCGGAAACUUAAUGAUGUCAUUUCGGAGGGCCUUAACAUAUCGGAGAACAUCUCAACCAACUACUUGAAGCCGUCCACAUCGCCGAUUUUCGAAAGUAGCAAAGCAGAUUUCGGUAUUCCGUCCGACGUUAAUUUGUCCGCUGGCUGUGAACUACUUGCCAAAAAUGAAGAGACCUGGUAUCUGCUCCACAAAAAUAACGAGAAAAACGCCUACGCAACUGAGGUCCUCGACAAAUCCAUAGCAAGUAUAAAGGGGCGGACUGAGAAGCUGCAGGUCGACCUGAACGAUAUGAGCUCGUGUUUAGCAACAAUUCCUGCGAUCCUGGAAGACUUAAAAGUUUGCAAUGAAAUGAUAAUGAACGUGGGACUUCUCUGUCGAAGCCUUGAGACCAAGAUAGUGGAGUUUGAGGAUGUCACGGAGGAGAUAGAACUGCAACAGAGACAACUCGACCAUAAAUUCCAGAUGUCAUUGUACAAGCAGAAGAAAAUGGCGCAACUGGAGGAAGUUCGAACCCGUCUCGCACGACAGUACGCGGACAACGUCAGUCAAUACGAAGCCGAAUUGAAGAAAAUCCAGAGAGAGCGGCAGGCCGUAUUCCAAGAUGCCUUUCAACAUGACCUAGAGCUAUACAAACAGCAGGGAAUGAUACCAAAUUUGGCAGUGUUGUCGGGGCCUCACUUUGUUCUUAGGAACCCCUGCUAAUUGGAUAGCAAAUAUUUCACAUUAUAUAAGUCGAUCAUGCGAAAAAAAAUCCUCUUGAGCCGGAACUAUCGCUCGAGGAGAUCACAUUAGACGACACUGAUAGCAAAAAUCAAUUAGAGGAUUUUUUGAAAGAUUAAUUCUGUUUUAAUCUUUUGAUUGUUACGAAUGAAUCACUUUAAUCGGUGCCUUUUUAAGUAGUCACGUUAAACGUUGUUGACAUUAUUGUAUAUGAAAAAGUAAAUUAAUGUUUUGUAAAAACAUUUGUUAUAAGGAUAUAUAUUUUUAUAUGUAUGUAAGGAAAGUAGGGCGGAAUAAAAUAUAUAAUACGUUAAAUUUUUA
Molecule: messenger RNA, 1153 nt
Organism: Hermetia illucens (black soldier fly)
Lineage: Eukaryota; Metazoa; Arthropoda; Insecta; Diptera; Stratiomyidae
Gene: Dysb
Product: dysbindin protein homolog
Exons: 4
Coding region: 95-814 (239 amino acids)
Biological process (GO): negative regulation of protein kinase activity
Cellular component (GO): cytoplasm
Source: RefSeq, a predicted model, not a curated record